UUGAAACCCCUUACCGUUACGCACACAAAACACCCUUCUUCCACAUCUCAUCCACUUUCCCAAGGCAACCACCCAACUCAUACGCACACAAAACACCCUUCCUUCCACACCCUCUCAUCCAUCCUUUCCCAAGGCAACCACCCAACUCAUACGCACACAAAACACCCUUCCCUUCCACACCCCUCUCAUCCCAUCCUUUCCCAAGGCAACCACCCAACUCAUACGCACACAAACACCCUUCCCUUCCACACCCCUCUCAUCCCAUCCUUUCCCAAGGCAACCACCCAACUCAUACGCACACAAAACACCCUUCCUUCCACACCCUCUCAUCCCAUCCUUUCCCAAGGCAACCACCCAACUCAUACGCACACAAAACACCCUUCCCUUCCACACCCCUCUCAUCCCAUCCUUUCCCAAGGCAAACACCCAACUCAUACGCACACAAAACACCUUCCCUUCCACACCCUCUCAUCCCAUCCUUUCCCAAGGCAACCACCCAACUCAUACGCACACAAAACACCUUCCCUUCCACACCCCUCUCAUCCCAUCCUUUCCCAAGGCAACCACCCAACUCAUACACACACAAAACACCCUUCCCUUCCACACCCCUCUCAUCCCAUCCUUUUCCAAGGCAACCACCCAACUCAUACGCACACAAAACACCCUUCCCUUCCACACCCCUCUCAUCCCAUCCUUUCCCAAGGCAACCACCCAACUCAUACGCACACAAACACCCUUCCCUUCCACACCCCUCUCAUCCCAUCCUUUCCCAAGGCAACCACCCAACUCAUACGCACACAAACACCUUCCCUUCCACACCCCUCUCAUCCCAUCCUUUCCCAAGGCAACCACCCAACUCAUACGCACACAAAACCCUUCCCUUCCACACCCCUCUCAUCCCAUCCUUUCCCAAGGCAACCACCCAACUCAUACGCACACAAAACACCCUUCCCUUCCACACCCUCUCAUCCAUCCUUUCCCAAGGCAACCACCCAACUCAUACGCACACAAAACACCCUUCCCUUCCACACCCCUCAUCCCAUCCUUUCCCAAGGCAACCACCCAACUCAUACGCACACAAAACACCCUUCCCUUCCCACCCUCUCAUCCCAUCCUUUCCCAAGGCAACCACCCAACUCAUACGCACACAAAACACCCUUCCCUUCCACACCCCUCUCAUCCCAUCCUUUCCCAAGGCAACCACCCAACUCAUACGCACACAAAACACCUUCCCUUCCACACCCCUCUCAUCCCAUCCUUUCCCAAGGCAACCACCCAACUCAUACGCACACAAAACACCCUUCCCUUCCACACCCCUCUCAUCCCAUCCUUUCCCAAGGCAACCACCCAACUCAUACGCACACAAAACACCCUUCCCUUCCACACCCCUCUCAUCCCUCCUUUCCCAAGGCAACACCCAACUCAUACGCACACAAAACACCCUUCCCUUCCACACCCCUCUCAUCCCAUCCUUUCCCAAGGCAACCACCCAACUCAUACGCACACAAACACCCUUCUUCCACACCCCUCUCAUCCCAUCCCUUUCCCAAGGCAACCACCCAACUCAUACGCACACAAAACACCCUUCCUUCCACACCCCUCUCAUCCCAUUUUCCCAAGGCAACCACCCAACUCAUACGCACACAAAACACCCUUCCCUUCCACACCCCUCUCAUCCCAUCCUUUCCAAGGCAACCACCCAACUCAUACGCACACAAAACACCUUCCCUUCCACACCCCUCUCAUCCCAUCCUUUCCCAAGGCAACCACCCAACUCAUACGCACACAAACACCCUUCCCUUCCACACCCCUCUCAUCCAUCCUUUCCCAAGGCAACCACCCAACUCAUACGCACACAAAACACCCUUCCUUCCACACCCUCUCAUCCCAUCCUUUCCCAAGGCAACCACCCAACUCAUACGCACACAAACAACCCUUCCUUCCACACCCUCUCAUCCAUCCUUUCCCAAGGCAACCACCCACUCAUACGCACACAAAAACCCUUCCCUUCCACACCCUCUCAUCCCAUCCUUUCCCAAGGCAACCACCCACUCAUACGCACACAAAACACCCUUCCCUUCCACACCCCUCUCAUCCCAUCCUUUCCAAGGCAACCACCCAACUCAUACGCACACAAAACACCCUUCCCUUCCACACCCCUCUCAUCCCAUCCUUUCCCAGGCAACCACCAAACUCUCAUACGCACACAAAAACCCUUCCCUUCCACACCCCUCUCAUCCCAUCCUUUCCCAAGGCAACCACCCAACUCAUACGCACACAAAAACACCCUUCCCUUCCACACCCCUCUCAUCCCAUCCUUUCCCAAGGCAACCACCCAACUCAUACGCACACAAAACACCCUUCCCUUCCACACCCCUCUCAUCCCAUCCUUUCCCAAGGCAACCACCCAACUCAUACGCACACAAAACACCCUUCCCACACCCUUCCACACCCCUCUCAUCCCAUCCUUUCCCAAGGCAACCACCCAACUCAUACGCACACAAAACACCUUCCCUUCCACACCCUCUCAUCCCAUCCUUUCCCAAGGCAACCACCCAACUCAUACGCACACAAAACACCCUUCCCUUCCACACCCCUCUCAUCCCAUCCUUUCCCAAGGCAACCACCCAACUCAUACGCACACAAAACACCCUUCCCUUCCACACCCCUCUCAUCCCAUCCUUUCCCAAGGCAACCACCCAACUCAUACGCACACAAAACACCCUUCCCUUCCACACCCCUCUCAUCCCAUCCUUCCCCACACCACCCAACUCAUACGCACACAAAACACCCUUCCCUUCCACACCCCUCUCAUCCCAUCCUUUCCCAAGGCAACCACCCAACUCAUACGCACACAAAACACCCUUCCCUUCCACACCCUCUCAUCCCAUCCUUUCCCAAGGCAACCACCCAACUCAUACGCACACAAAACACCCUUCCCUUCCACACCCCUCUCAUCCCAUCCUUUCCCAAGGCAACACCCAACUCAUACGCACACAAAACACCCUUCCCUUCCACACCCCUCUCAUCCCAUCCUUUCCCAAGGCAACCACCCAACUCAUACGCACACAAAACACCCUUCCCUUCCACACCCCUCUCAUCCCAUCCUUUCCCAAGGCAACCACCCAACUCAUACGCACACAAAACACCCUUCCCUUCCACACCCCUCUCAUCCCAUCCUUUCCCAAGGCAACCACCCAACUCAUACGCACACAAAACACCCUUCCCUUCCACACCCCUCUCAUCCCAUCCUUUCCCAAGGCAACCACCCAACUCAUACGCACACAAAACACCCUUCCCUUCCACACCCCUCUCAUCCAUCCUUUCCCAAGGCAACCACCCAACUCAUACGCACACAAAACACCCUUCCCUUCCACACCCCUCUCAUCCCAUCCUUUCCCAAGGCAACCACCCAACUCAUACGCACACAAAACACCCUUCCCUUCCACACCCCUCUCAUCCCAUCCUUUCCCAAGGCAACCACCCAACUCAUACGCACACAAAACACCCUUCCCUUCCACACCCCUCUCAUCCCAUCCUUUCCCAAGGCAACCACCCAACUCAUACGCACACAAAACACCCUUCCCUUCCACACCCCUCUCAUCCCAUCCUUUCCCAAGGCAACCACCCAACUCAUACGCACACAAAACACCCUUCCCUUCCACACCCCUCUCAUCCCAUCCUUUCCCAAGGCAACCACCCAACUCAUACGCACACAAAACACCCUUCCCUUCCACACCCCUCUCAUCCCAUCCUUUCCCAAGGCAACCACCCAACUCAUACGCACAAAAACACCCUUCCCUUCCACACCCCUCUCAUCCCAUCCUUUCCCAAGGCAACCACCCAACUCAUACGCACACAAAACACCCUUCCCUUCCACACCCCUCUCAUCCCAUCCUUUCCCAAGGCAACCACCCAACUCAUACGCACACAAAACACCCUUCCCUUCCACACCCCUCUCAUCCCAUCCUUUCCCAAGGCAACCACCCAACUCAUACGCACACAAAACACCCUUCCCUUCCACACCCCUCUCAUCCCAUCCUUUCCCAAGGCAACCACCCAACUCAUACGCACACAAAACACCCUUCCCUUCCACACCCCUCUCAUCCCAUCCUUUCCCAAGGCAACCACCCAACUCAUACGCACACAAAACACCUUCCCUUCCACACCCCUCUCAUCCCAUCCUUUCCCAAGGCAACCACCCAACUCAUACGCACACAAAACACCCUUCCCUUCCACACCCCUCUCAUCCCAUCCUUUCCCAAGGCAACCACCCAACUCAUACGCACACAAACACCCUUCCCUUCCACACCCCUCUCAUCCCAUCCUUUCCCAAGGCAACCACCCAACUCAUACGCACACAAAACACCCUUCCCUUCCACACCCCUCUCAUCCCAUCCUUUCCCAAGGCAACCACCCAACUCAUACGCACACAAAACACCCUUCCCUUCCACACCCCUCUCAUCCCAUCCUUUCCCAAGGCAACCACCCAACUCAUACGCACACAAAACACCCUUCCCUUCCACACCCCUCUCAUCCCAUCCUUUCCCAAGGCAACCACCCAACUCAUACGCACACAAAACACCCUUCCCUUCCACACCCCUCUCAUCCCAUCCUUUCCCAAGGCAACCACCCAACUCAUACGCACACAAAACACCCUUCCCUUCCACACCCCUCUCAUCCCAUCCUUUCCCAAGGCAACCACCCAACUCAUACGCACACAAAACACCCUUCCCUUCCACACCCUCUCAUCCCAUCCUUUCCCAAGGCAACCACCCAACUCAUACGCACACAAAACACCCUUCCCUUCCACACCCCUCUCAUCCCAUCCUUUCCCAAGGCAACCACCCAACUCAUACGCACACAAAACACCCUUCCCUUCCACACCCCUCUCAUCCCAUCCUUUCCCAAGGCAACCACCCAACUCAUACGCACACAAAACACCCUUCCCUUCCACACCCCUCUCAUCCCAUCCUUUCCCAAGGCAACCACCCAACUCAUACGCACACAAAACACCCUUCCCUUCCACACCCCUCUCAUCCCAUCCUUUCCCAAGGCAACCACCCAACUCAUACGCACACAAAACACCCUUCCCUUCCACACCCCUCUCAUCCCAUCCUUUCCCAAGGCAACCACCCAACUCAUACGCACACAAAACACCCUUCCCUUCCACACCCCUCUCAUCCCAUCCUUUCCCAAGGCAACCACCCAACUCAUACGCACACAAAACACCCUUCCCUUCCACACCCCUCUCAUCCCAUCCUUUCCCAAGGCAACCACCCAACUCAUACGCACACAAAACACCCUUCCCUUCCACACCCCUCUCAUCCCAUCCUUUCCCAAGGCAACCACCCAACUCAUACGCACACAAAACACCCUUCCCUUCCACACCCCUCUCAUCCCAUCCUUUCCCAAGGCAACCACCCAACUCAUACGCACACAAAACACCCUUCCCUUCCACACCCCUCUCAUCCCAUCCUUUCCCAAGGCAACCACCCAACUCAUACGCACACAAAACACCCUUCCCUUCCACACCCCUCUCAUCCCAUCCUUUCCCAAGGCAACCACCCAACUCAUACGCACACAAAACACCCUUCCCUUCCACACCCCUCUCAUCCCAUCCUUUCCCAAGGCAACCACCCAACUCAUACGCACACAAAACACCCUUCCCUUCCACACCCCUCUCAUCCCAUCCUUUCCCAAGGCAACCACCCAACUCAUACGCACACAAAACACCCUUCCCUUCCACACCCCUCUCAUCCCAUCCUUUCCCAAGGCAACCACCCAACUCAUACGCACACAAAACACCCUUCCCUUCCACACCCCUCUCAUCCCAUCCUUUCCCAAGGCAACCACCCAACUCAUACGCACACAAAACACCCUUCCCUUCCACACCCCUCUCAUCCCAUCCUUUCCCAAGGCAACCACCCAACUCAUACGCACACAAAACACCCUUCCCUUCCACACCCCUCUCAUCCCAUCCUUUCCCAAGGCAACCACCCAAACCCCUCUCAUCCCAUCCUUUCCCAAGGCAACCACCCAACUCAUACGCACACAAAACACCCUUCCCUUCCACACCCCUCUCAUCCCAUCCUUUCCCAACGCAACCCACCCAACUCAUACGCACACAAAACACCUUCCCUUCCACACCCCUCUCAUCCCAUCCUUUCCCAAGGCAACCACCCAACUCAUACGCACACAAAACACCCUUCCCUUCCACACCCCUCUCAUCCCAUCCUUUCUCACCAACCACCCACACCCCCCUCAUCCCAUCCUUUCCCAAGGCAACCACCCAACUCAUACGCACACAAAACACCCUUCCCUUCCACACCCCUCUCAUCCCAUCCUUUCCCAAGGCAACCACCCAACUCAUACGCACACAAAACACCCUUCCCUUCCACACCCCUCUCAUCCCAUCCUUUCCCAAGGCAACCACCCAACUCAUACGCACACAAAACACCCUUCCCUUCCACACCCCUCUCAUCCCAUCCUUUCCCAAGGCAACCACCCAACUCAUACGCACACAAAACACCCUUCCCUUCCACACCCCUCUCAUCCCAUCCUUUCCCAAGGCAACCACCCAACUCAUACGCACACAAAACACCCUUCCCUUCCACACCCCUCUCAUCCCAUCCUUUCCCAAGGCAACCACCCAACUCAUACGCACACAAAACACCCUUCCCUUCCACACCCCUCUCAUCCCAUCCUUUCCCAAGGCAACCACCCAACUCAUACGCACACAAAAAACCCUUCCCUUCCACACCCCUCUCAUCCCAUCCUUUCCCAAGGCAACCACCCAACUCAUACGCACACAAAACACCCUUCCCUUCCACACCCCUCUCAUCCCAUCCUUUCCCAAGGCAACCACCCAACUCAUACGCACACAAAACACCCUUCCCUUCCACACCCCUCUCAUCCCAUCCUUUCCCAAGGCAACCACCCAACUCAUACGCACACAAAACACCCUUCCCUUCCACACCCUCUCAUCCCAUCCUUUCCCAAGGCAACCACCCAACUCAUACGCACACAAAACACCCUUCCCUUCCACACCCCUCUCAUCCCAUCCUUUCCCAAGGCAACCACCCAACUCAUACGCACACAAAACACCCUUCCCUUCCACACCCCUCUCAUCCCAUCCUUUCCCAAGGCAACCACCCAACUCAUACGCACACAAAACACCCUUCCCUUCCACACCCUCUCAUCCCAUCCUUUCCCAAGGCAACCACCCAACUCAUACGCACACAAAACACCCUUCCCUUCCACACCCCUCUCAUCCCAUCCUUUCCCAAGGCAACCACCCAACUCAUACGCACACAAAACACCCUUCCCUUCCACACCCCUCUCAUCCCAUCCUUUCCCAAGGCAACCACCCAACUCAUACGCACACAAAACACCCUUCCCUUCCACACCCCUCUAUCCCAUCCUUUCCCAACCACCCAAACCCACUCUCAUCCCAUCCUUCCCAAGGCACCACAACUCAUACGCACACAAAACACCCUUCCCUUCCACACCCUCUCAUCCCAUCCUUUCCCAAGGCAACCACCAACUCAUACGCACACAAACACCCUUCCCUUCCACACCCUCUCAUCCCAUCCUUUCCAAGGCAACCACCCAACUCAUACGCACACAAAACACCCUUCCCUUACACCCUCUCAUCCUCCUUUCUCACCAACACAAACCCUCUCAUCCCAUCCUUUCCCAAGGCAACCACCCAACUCAUCGCACACAAACACCCUUCCCUUCCACACCCCUCUCUCCAUCCUUUCCAAGGCAACCACCAACUCAUACGCACACAAACACCCUUCCCUUCCACACCCCUCUCAUCCCAUCCUUUCCAAGGCAACCACCCAACUCAUACGCACACAAACACCCUUCCUUCACCCUCUCUCCAUCCCAUCCUUUCUCACACCCCCAAACUUCAUACCAUCUUUCCCAAGGCAACACCCAACUCAUACGCACACAAAACACCCUUCCCUUCCACACCCCUCUCAUCCCAUCCUUUCCCAAGGCAACCCACCCAAUCAUUAG
Molecule: messenger RNA, 8028 nt
Organism: Trichomonas vaginalis G3
Lineage: Eukaryota; Parabasalia; Trichomonadida; Trichomonadidae
Product: periaxin-like family
Exons: 1
Source: RefSeq, a predicted model, not a curated record